AUGGUGGCGGCUCAGAAAACAAGGGCCGAGGCGCGGCGCAUUCGGGCCACCAAAGUGCCGCUCAACUGCAUCAAGGUCAUGAUCGAGUACGCCGAAGAUCUCCGCGCGGCAGAUCGCGUGACGAGCGACCCGUUCGUGACGCUCGACGUUACGACCAACGGCAACGGGCCGCGCCCUCGAUCGCGACGGACAUCUGUGCAGCCCUCGACGCUGACGCCGAUCUGGAACGAGCUCUUCCACAUACCGUACGCCUGGCUGCAGCACGAAGUCGAUCCUCCGCGAGAGCGGCUGUCGAAAACCAACACAGAC
This is a messenger RNA of Saprolegnia parasitica CBS 223.65, 309 nucleotides long. RefSeq lists its product as hypothetical. The annotation marks the transcript as partial. The transcript has a single exon. The record is from RefSeq and is a predicted model, not a curated record. Lineage: Eukaryota; Oomycota; Saprolegniomycetes; Saprolegniales; Saprolegniaceae.